Argiope bruennichi is the source of this 1915-nucleotide messenger RNA. It is a transcript of the gene Mgat2, whose product is annotated as alpha-1,6-mannosyl-glycoprotein 2-beta-N-acetylglucosaminyltransferase-like. Bases 427 to 1782 code for a protein of 451 amino acids. Gene Ontology annotation, cellular component: Golgi stack; Golgi membrane. Gene Ontology annotation, molecular function: alpha-1,6-mannosylglycoprotein 2-beta-N-acetylglucosaminyltransferase activity. The transcript has 10 exons. Gene Ontology annotation, biological process: protein N-linked glycosylation; oligosaccharide biosynthetic process. Lineage: Eukaryota; Metazoa; Arthropoda; Arachnida; Araneae; Araneidae. The record is from RefSeq and is a predicted model, not a curated record.
UGCGGUUAUCAAGUACCUUCCUUGCAACUUCAUCCUUUCCCAGUCCAUUCAUCAACAAAAUCAGAAGGAAAAGCUUUUCUCGGUGGAGUUUCUCAUUUUAAAAUGUGUGUUUAAUCGUCAAAAAAAAUGCUGAAUUCCGAGAUAUCUGAUCCCUUGAGAAUUUGAUUUCUGUUUUCAAAGAUUUAGCUUACGAUUUUCCAUUGUACCUGUAGGAGAAGACUGACCUAGAUUACAUUUGUAAUUUUGGAUGGUGAAAUUUUCAGUGCAGUCAAUUUCGCAAGAUGCGUAUAUUUCGAUUGUGAAUGUUGGAAUGUUUGCAGCUGUUUUAUUAACCUAACCAGUUAAACAGUUCGAGAGACGAUAUUUUCAUUAUUUUUGUCAUUUUUGAAAAAACACGAGGAAAAAUUUGACAAUAUCGCAUUUGCAAUGCUGCAUCUAAUAGGUUAUGACGGUAUGGCAAGAGGAUGGCUUUGUACUGCAAUGUUGAGACGGUGUUCCUCUCAUAUUUUCAAAACUGUUAUUCUUCUAUUUGUUGUUUCAUUCCUGUGGCUUCAGUUAAGAAUAGUCAAUUUGAAACCAGAUCUGUUUAUGGCUCAGAAAAACCAUUAUAGUGACCCAGAAUUGACUUUUUUUGCCAAUUUUAGUGCCAUUGUUAAUUCUGUGAAUACAACAACACCUGCAAAUCUUAUGAUGCUUUCAGAUACAAUUGAGGAAAUGAACUCUCUUCAGACGGUCAGCAAUAUAGAAAAAUUUGGGCCUUUAAAUGAAAACGAUGUUGUAAUUGUGAUACAAGUGCAUAACCGAGCUCAAUAUCUGUAUGCAUUAAUAGAGUCUCUACGUCAAGCACAAAACAUUAACCAGACACUUUUAGUAUUUAGUCAUGAUUUAUUUGAUGCCCACAUCAAUGCUCUCAUUCAAAGAAUAGAUUUUACUAAGGUCAUGCAAAUUUUCUAUCCAUAUUCUAUUCAGCUACAUCCAAAUGAAUUUCCUGGACAUGACCCUAAAGAUUGUCCGAGGAACAUGAAAAAAGAAGAAGCACUGAAGAAAGGGUGCAAUAAUGCUAAGUUUCCUGAUCUCUAUGGGCAUUAUAGAGAAGCUAAAUUUACUCAAACCAAACACCACUGGUGGUGGAAGGUAAAUCAUCUUAUGGAUGGGUUGCAUAUUACCAAAAAUCAUAUAGGACCUGUAUUACUGCUUGAAGAGGACCAUUAUGUCGCACCCGAUUUCCUUUAUAUCCUUAGGAUGAUGGAGAAUCUUAAAAUAACAAAGUGCCCACAAUGCAAUAUUUUAUGUCUGGGGACCUAUGUUAAAUCAUAUAACUAUGCUGCCUUUACAAAAAAGAUUGAAAUCGUUAAGUGGCUAUCUAGCAAACACAAUAUGGGAAUGGUUGUUAAUAGAACUUUGUGGGAUCAAAUUAAAAAAUGUGCCAAGGCAUUUUGUUCCUUUGAUGACUAUAACUGGGAUUGGUCGCUACAGCAUGUGAGUGCGACUUGCAUACCAGCCCCAUUAACUGCCAUGGUAGCCAUUGCUCCUCGCGUUUUUCAUAUUGGAGAAUGUGGAGUUCACCACAGAGGUAAAGACUGUAGUAGUGAUCGUGUUGUGCACAAAGUCAUGAGAGUUUUAAGUUCAUCGAGCAAUCAUCUAUUCCCAGAAACAUUAACUGUUCACCAAAGUUUUAGGAAGCCAUUCAAAGCACCAAAGGGUAACGGAGGCUGGGGUGACUUCCGUGAUCAUCGCUUAUGUUGCAGUCAAGUAAAAAAUGCAAGUGUUGACUGUAGCUAGGUACAGUGUCAUCUAGUCUGUGUGCAAUCAUUCCUACACCACAUGUAUAUUACCUCUAUUGUUAUCCAAGAUGCAUUUACAACUAAGUGCUAAAUGUGGAUAUAAAAAAAAUAAAGAUUUUGUAAGUAUUCUA